GGAGGGAAGGCUCCGACGUCUCCUUCCUUCCUGGUUCCUGCAGCAGCUGCUGCCACUGCUCAGCUCUGUGAAGAGGUAGCUGGCGACUCGGGGACAGUGACUCAGAGGCGGAUCAGUGUACGGACCAAGAGGACCAAGAAGCAAGGGCGUCCAUGGACUCUAGGGGAUUUCCCAGGACAAGGUGACACCCUUCCCUUGCCCCCCUGCUCUGCCCUCCUCACUAGGGAGUACCCUCUCCUUCCUCAUGGACUUCCAGGAAAGAGACACUCCCUCCCUGACUGAGAGCACUCAAUCGUCAAAGCCCAGCAGCACCCAGCAGGCCUCCGAGCUGUGGGAGGUGGUAGAGGAUCCUCGGGGCAGACUGGGGGCAGAGGACAUCAUGCCUGAGAGACAGGAAGGACACCUGCUGAAGAAGAGGAAGUGGCCUCUUAAGGGCUGGCACAAGAGGUACUUUGUGCUUGAGGAUGGGAUCCUCCACUAUGCCACAACACGACAAGACAUUGCCAAGGGGAAGCUCCAUGGCUCCAUUGAUGUCCGGCUGUCUGUCAUGUCCAUCAACAAAAAGGCCCAGCGCAUUGACCUUGACACAGAAGACAACAUCUACCACCUAAAGAUCAAAUCCCAGGACCUGUUCCAAAGCUGGGUGGCCCAGCUCCGAGCCCAUCGCUUGGCCCAGCGCCUGGACAUGCCCGGUGCCACUCAUCGGAAGGUUCCUGGUACCCAGAUGCUAACAGCAGGUAGUGCCUCCGCCUUACCUGGGGUUGGCCCUCGAGAGAAAGUGUCAUCCUGGCUGAGGGACAGUGAUGGGCUAGACCGCUGCUCUCAUGCGCUCUCAGAAUGCCAGGGUAAGCUCCAGGAAUUACACAGACUCCUUCAGAGCCUGGAGUCCCUACACCGAAUCCCCUCCGCCCCUGUGAUCCCCACACACCAGGCCUCGGUGACAACUGAGAGACCCAAGAAGGGAAAACGGACGAGUCGCAUGUGGUGCACACAGGGCUUUGCCAAAGAUGACACCAUUGGACGGGUUGGUCGUCUCCAUGGCUCUGUUCCCAACCUGUCUCGGUACCUGGAGUCUCGGGACUCUUCCGGCCACCGUGGGCUGCCACCUCCAGACUAUGCCCACCUGCAGCGCAGUUUCUGGGCCCUGGCCCAAAAGGUGCACAACUCCCUUAGCAGCGUCCUGGUUGCCCUCACCACAGAACGGGAUCGACUGAGAGACCUGCAUCAGGGCUCAGAGCUGUCACAGAUGGCGGUCUCUGAGGCCCCAGAUGGUCAUAGACGCCUCCACUCACUCUCCAUCUCCUCAGACACCACGGCAGACUCCUUCAGUUCCCUCAACCCGGAGGAGCAAGAAGCUCUGUACAUGAAAGGCCGAGAGCUGACCCCCCAGCUCUCCCAAAGCAGUGUGCUGUCCCUCGCUGACUCCCACACGGAGUUCUUUGAUGCCUGCGAGGUUCUCCUUUCCGCCAGCUCUUCCGAGAACGAGGGUUCUGAGGAGGAGGAGUCGUGCGCUAGUGAGAUCACCACCAGCCUGUCUGAGGAGGUGCUGGACCUCAGGGGAGCCGACCGCUGUCAGAAAGGGCCUGCUGUAGGGCCCCCUCGCCGCCGCUGCCUGCCAGCUGCCAGUGGGCCUGGAACAGAUGUGAGCCUGUGGAACAUCCUCCGCAACAACAUCGGCAAAGACCUGUCCAAGGUGUCGAUGCCUGUGCAACUCAACGAGCCGCUCAACACACUGCAGAGACUCUGCGAGGAGCUGGAGUAUAGCAACCUCCUGGACCAGGCCAGCCGCAUGACCGACCCCUGCGAGCGCAUGGUACCCACCCAGAGUCACCCGUUCCUCCCUGGGGUUCUGUCUGUCUUCCCAAAUCCUGCCAGGGUGUACAUUGCCGCCUUUGCUGUCUCUGCCUACUCCUCCACGUACCACCGGGCAGGAUGCAAGCCCUUUAACCCCGUCCUGGGAGAGACCUACGAGUGUGAGCGGCCUGACCGGGGUUUCCGUUUUAUCAGUGAGCAGGUCUCCCAUCAUCCCCCGAUCUCCGCAUGUCAUGCAGAAUCGGAGAACUUCAUCUUCUGGCAAGACAUGAAGUGGAAGAACAAGUUCUGGGGCAAAUCCCUGGAGAUUGUGCCUGUGGGGACCGUCAACGUCAGCCUGCCCAGGUUUGGGGACCACUUUGAGUGGAACAAGGUGACGUCCUGUAUCCACAACAUCCUCAGUGGCCAGCGCUGGAUCGAGCACUAUGGAGAGGUGCUUAUCCGAAACACACAGGAUAACUCCUGCCAUUGCAAGAUCACCUUCUGCAAGGCCAAGUACUGGAGCUCCAACAUCCACGAGGUGCAAGGCGCCGUACUUAGCCGCAGUGGGCGCGUCCUCCACCGCCUCUUCGGGAAAUGGCAUGAGGGGCUGUACCGCGGCCUCCCACCGGGUGGGCAGUGCCUUUGGAAACCCAAUUCAAUGCCCCCAGACCAUGAGCGAAACUUCGGCUUCACUCAGUUUGCCUUGGAGCUGAAUGAGCUGACCGCAGAGCUGAAACGGACCCUGCCUUCCACUGACACACGGCUCCGGCCUGACCAGAGGUACCUGGAGGAGGGGAACAUACAGGCAGCGGAGGCCCAGAAGAGGAGGAUAGAGCAGCUCCAGCGAGACCGGAGGAGAGUGAUGGAGGAGAACAACAUAGUGCACCAGGCACGCUUCUUCAGGCGGCAGACAGAUAGCAGCGGCAAGGAGUGGUGGGUGACCAACCAUACAUACUGGAGGCUGCGUGCUGAGCCAGGCUAUGGGAACCUGGAUGGUGCCGUGCUUUGGUAGCCCUGGCCUCGGGGCAGGAGACUCUGGGUCCUCACUCCUGCCCCUCUUCCUACCAUGGACAUAUGGGUGAGCUCAGGUUCACUCUCACUGCCCUUGAGGGCAGAGGGGCAGCCAAGCCUCCAGCCCUUUCCCCCUCUGCUGGCCAGAGGGGCUGUAUCUCAGCGCUCUCCCGCUCCACCAUCGGGGUGGAAGUGGAAUCUGGGCUUCCCAGUCUUGUUACCCCAGCAGCUGGCAUGUCAAACCCUUCUCGCUCAGCCAUCCUCCUCUUCUGGGCGUGUUUUGGGGAGAUGCCAGGUUCCCCAGAUUUGCUCCCCAUUUCAGUGCCUUCCUAGGACACAGGGGGCCCCCUUGAUGCUACCCAGACUUUUCUGUGCCCAGGGCGCUGGCCGUGCUGCGAGGUUGGAAUGGGUGGAGGAGAGGAGAUGCCCUUGUCCCAUCUGUUGUCUUUGCAGCCUCUUCGCUCUGCCCCCCACCCAUCCCUUGUCCUGCAUCCCCUUCUCCCAAACUGCAAGGCAUCUGCCGCUUCCAGCUCCUCCACCCCAGGGGCCACCAGUGGUCCCUUCAGGCUUGGCUUAGCAGAUGCCCCAAGAGGUGGAUGAGCCUUCUCCAAGAGGUGUGGAGCAGGCUGAGUUGCCUGGCCUCAGACUCACCCAGGAGGGAGUGAGCCAGUGUGAGUGUAAGUUUGUGUAGGAGUGUGUGUGUGUGUGUGUGUGUGUGUGUAUGCGCGCCGUGUCCUGCUUGCCGGCGAGCAGGAGUCCUAAUGUAGCCAGGACACCCCCGCUGCUGGUGUCUGUCACCGCUGCUGCUCAUUCUCAGUUUGCCUGAGUCAGGUGAAUUGCUAUAACAUUCCAAGCUCCAAUAAAGAUUGUCCUAGA
Molecule: messenger RNA, 3681 nt
Organism: Microtus oregoni (creeping vole)
Lineage: Eukaryota; Metazoa; Chordata; Mammalia; Rodentia; Cricetidae
Gene: Osbpl7
Product: oxysterol binding protein like 7
Exons: 23
Coding region: 245-2806 (853 amino acids)
Cellular component (GO): plasma membrane; intracellular membrane-bounded organelle; perinuclear endoplasmic reticulum
Molecular function (GO): cholesterol binding
Source: RefSeq, a predicted model, not a curated record